AUGGGGCACGUUCAGAAUACUCAGAAAGCGAUGAGAAAUAAAGUUGGUUUAACAUUCAGUUUCCUACGUAACUGUAAGAUGAUGGGAAGCUUAUCCCAGCAACGCUGUAAUCAGCGUAGUUCUUUCCAUCUUUUGGGCAUAGAAACGAGUUGUGAUGAUACAGGAGCUGCUGUCUUAAACGAAUCCGGGAAACUUCUGGGGGAUUCUUUAUCUUCACAAACGAAAAUCAGUGUCAUGUUUGGAGGUGUACUGCCACCCAUUGCAGCCGAACUACAUAAGCAGAAUAUUGAGUCAGUCGUCAAUGUAGCUGUAACCAAGUCCAAUAUUGAAUUCCAGGAUUUAGACUUUAUAGCUGUUACAGUGAAGCCAGGUAUGCCGCUAUCUUUGAAAAUUGGGGUUGACUUUGCUAAAUCUUUAGCACAUCGACUAAAGAUACCUAUCAUACCGAUAGAUCAUAUGGAAGCUCAUGCACUGACAGCUUUACUUACUGAUUCCGAGUUGAAGUUUCCUUACGUUAUCCUUUUAAUUAGCGGCGGUCAUGGUAUUUUGGGCGUUGUCCAGGGAAUAGAGGAUUAUGUUUUGUUAGGUACAGCGUUGGAUGCAUCUCCAGGCGAUGUUCUUGAUAAGCUUUCUAGGCGUCUGAAAUUAAGUCGUUUGGGAGAUGAAAGUUUGAAAAACGUAACAGGCGGCAGAGCUAUUGAAAUGGUUGCAAAGAUGUACUGUGGUGAUCAUCGUCGUUUUGAACUUCCUUUACCACGUUCACAAUCCAAGGAUUGUGAUUUUUCAUUUACUGGAAUUCAUGUGUCUGCAGAGCGAUUCAUAAGUAAAUUGGAACAAACAGCUAGUGCAGGGAGUACAAAUGCAUUAUCAAUCCAAGAUAUUGCUGAUAUUUGUGCUUCCGUUCAAUUUGCUAUGACACGUCUUAUAUGUCGACGUGUUCAGCGCGCUAUUGAAUUCUGCAUACUGAACAAUGCUAAUCAAUCCAGUGUGAUAAGAAAUCGUCCUACAGCUUUGGUUGUAUCUGGUGGUGUUGGUGCUAAUUCCGUUAUUCGUGCUGGUUUGGUUGAGGUGGCCAAUCAUUACAACUUGAGAUUUGUAGCUCCUCCACCGCAUAUGUGUACUGACAAUGGGAUUAUGAUAGCAUGGAACGGAUACUUACUUCAAAAAGGAAAGUCUUCUCGCAUCACGGAAAAUAUUUCUUCGGUCGAUUUUGUUCCAAGGUCUACGCUUGGUUGCGAUUUACGAGAAGCAGUGAAGCAAGCAGAUAUUUCCAUUGAACCUAUCAAACUGCCAAAUACUAUUUUUCAAUCUUAACACCAUUUUUGUUUGUCUGUGGUUUAAACUAUUCUACAGAACAGUAGCGAGAAUACCUCCUUACCUUUAGUUAAACACCGUUAAGAACGAAUAGUUAACUUAAUUGGAAUAAAUUUGUAAAUUGAAUAUAUUGAUGACAUUUUUUCCACUAA
This is a messenger RNA of Heterobilharzia americana, 1466 nucleotides long. NCBI's taxonomy places the organism in Eukaryota, Metazoa, Platyhelminthes, Trematoda, Strigeidida, Schistosomatidae. The record is from the annotation of a GenBank genome assembly.